AUGGACAGAGCCUCACAUUUCCGUCGAGUCAUCCAAGCUGCGGCUCAGAUCUGCAGGCCCAGCUGUUCCGAAAACCUUGAUAGAAGCAGGCAACGACGAGGUACAGAACUCUUAGACGAUUAUUUUAUCGGUAAUAGUGCAUUCGCGGAUACGUACUUUAGACGUCGUUUUAGAAUGGAACAACAUUUGUUCAAUAGAGUCAUGAUUGCUAUUUGCAACCAUGAUUCUUACUUUGUGCAAAAGAAUUAUGCUUUUGAUGCUAUGAGUCUCAUUCCUAAGCAAAAAAUUACUACUACCUUGCAGAUGUUUGUAUAUGGAGCAUCUGCAGACCAAGUGGAUGAGAUAACGAGGAUGGGGGAAUCAACCAUUCUUAAGUCCCUGAUGAGAUUUUGCGAAGUAAUCGAAUCUAUCUACACUGCAGAGUACCUCCGGAAACCUACUGACAUGGACUUGCAAAUGUUUCUGAAGAAGGCUGAUAUGCGAGAUUUUCCUGGGAUGAUUGGAAGCAUUGAUUAUAUGCACUGGACGCGGAAAAACUAUCCAAGUGCAUGGCAAGGUACUUAUGGGCACAGAAAAAGAACAAAAGUAUCAUUUUGGAGGCGGUGA
Messenger RNA from Pyrus x bretschneideri (Chinese white pear), 606 nucleotides. RefSeq lists its product as uncharacterized. Bases 1 to 606 code for a protein of 201 amino acids. The record is from RefSeq and is a predicted model, not a curated record. NCBI's taxonomy places the organism in Eukaryota, Viridiplantae, Streptophyta, Magnoliopsida, Rosales, Rosaceae. The transcript has a single exon.